AUGAAUAACAAAGAGGACUUGUUGAAAAUAUGUUUACCUUGUUCGGUAUCAUUAAUAAAAUUACCAACUUCUGAAAUAAAUAAGUGGAGAAAAAGAACAACUGAACGAAAUUAUUCUUGUCGUGGUCGUCAAGUAUUUGAUUCAUCAUUAUUAUCGCAUGUGUUGGAUGACUCAUCAAGUUCAAUCGAUUUGGAUAAUGGUAAUAUUAAUAAAAAUGAUGACAAUUCUUUAAUUCAACAACAAACAGAAUUUAAAAAAAUUAACACUUGUCCAGAAUUUAAAUUGAUAAAUGAUGAUGAUGAUGAUACUUUGUUACCCACAAUUACCUCAAAUUCAAUUGUUGUUGAAUCGUUAUCCGAUAUACAUGACAAUAAAGAUGAUAUUAAUAAAGAAGAUGUACCAGCAGGAUGGAAGUAUAAAAAAAAGGACGAAUUAAUUUCAGAAUCAACAACCAACAAUACAAUAAUGUAUAAUAAAAAUGAAAAUCCAGUUCCAAUAGAACAACAAUCUCCGACACUAGUCAAUCGUCAGUUGGAAAAUAUUGAUACAGAUAGCAAUAAAAAGUCUUUAAAUAAAUCUUGCCAUUUAAUUAAAGAAGUAAGAAUAAUUUCACCACGUUUAGAAGAAAUAGAUGAUCCACAUGUACGGCAAUGGCAGUUGAAAACAGCUUCUGCUGCCAAUAUUAAAGCUGCUGCUGCAACAACAAUAACAACAGCUACAACUACAACUACUAUUACUACUACUACUACUACUACUACUACUACUACUACUACUGUUAUUGUACCAAGUAAUAGUACUAUUACUAAAACUGAUGUGACCACCACUACCAAUAGCAAUGAAUCUCAAUUUCAAUUAGCAUCGACAUCACACAAUGAUAUUACAUCAAAAAAAAUAAUUGAUAAAUCUAGUAAGAAUAUGUCAAAAAAUGGUCAAAGAACAAAGCGUAAACUUGAACCAAAAUCUAAAACUUUAGAUUGUAAUGUUUGUUCAAGAAUAUUUGACAGUACAGAAGAAUUAGCAGAACACAUUUAUACACAUACAGCUCGUGAGCUACAACAGAGAUUUGUGCUAGCUCAACAGGAGAAACAGCAACAGCAAAUUCAAGAAAUAUCUAAUAGUCAGGAGAGUAAAAAUUUAAAUAAUAAUGAUGAUGACGAUGACGAUGAUGAUGAUGAUGAUGUACUAUUAAUUGACGAAUCUUGCCAAAAAUUUGAUAACAACGUACAAUUACCGAUUUUAAAUCAAACAAAAAUAGUAACAACAAUAUUACCAUCAUCAUCAUUAGCGGUAGAAUCUGAAAAAACAAAUUCUAAAGUAACUAUUUGUUAUUGUCACAACAAUUAUAAAAAUAAUGAGUGUCAUGUUCAAAUAGAAAUGGUAUUAUUUUGUGAAAUAUGCCGUAUAUUUUACCGACGUGGUGAAUGUUUUGAAACUCAUUAUCGAACUAGUCCAAAGUGUAAUGAGAACAGUGGAGGACGAAGUCGUAGAUUAGUUAAAUUAUUUUGUAUUACAUGUGAUAUAGUUUUUGAUGAAUUAACAAAUAUGCGUCAACAUAUUGAAGAACAUGUCAGUAUUGAUACUAAUAAAUCAAUUACCAUUGUUUGUAAUAUUUGCAAAGUUGUAUUUAGCAGUAUCGGAACAAUAUUUAACAAUCAUUGGUAUAAUCAUGUACGAGAUCCUAUGUUUAUUGCCAUAGUAGAACCUUCAAAACUUGCUCCAAUUAUUUCUAAAUGUGCCACAAGAGAAAAUAUAGUCGUACCAAACUUUAUUUUAAACAAUAACAAUAAUAAUCAAAACUCGAAUAUUGUAUCUUCAGUUGUUGACUCAACAGAGAAUUUAAACUUUGCUCCUUUAUCUAAAAUCAUCACUAAUAAUAAUAAUAAUAAUAAUAAUAAUAACAAUAGCUCACUGAUAACUAAAUUUAAUAAUAUAUCAACAAAAGAACCACCUACAUACAAUAAAAAUGUUGAAUUAAUCGUGAAUAAUCAAAGACAAAUUCAACCUUCGGUAGAGUUUAUUAAUGUUGUUAAAAAUUUUAACAAAAAUAGUAAUUCUGUAAUAAAUAGUCAUAAAACAAAAACAACUUGUGAUGAUAAAAAUGAAAUAGCAUCAAAAAAACCCUCACAAUCACCAGUAAAUACUAAAACUCAAAAUUAUUUGCAUUAUAAUAAUAUUGAAAACACUAAACCUAAUAAUAUUGAAGAAAUUAUCUUAAUGGAAGAAACACCACCACCACCACCACCACCACCAACAACAACAACAACAACAGCAGUAGCAGAGACAACUUUAGAUAACAACUAUGAUAUUGAAGAAGAUAUUACGGAUGAAACAAACUAUUUGGAUAAACCGAAAAAAUUUUUGCGCGUUAAAAAUUUUUCAGAGUUACAAGCGGUAAAAAAUUUUAUUUGUCAACAUUGUAAAGCAGCAUUUGAAAACGUAACCUCAUUAAAUGAACAUUUGAUUGGACACACAAGUACAUUAACUAAAAAUCUAAAAGGACAGAUUCCAACUAUGAAAGCUGCUUUAAUAUUACCAGUUAAUGUUCCUGAUAAUAAUACUGCUGUAACUACAACAAAAGUCACAUCGAUGAUUAUGAAUUUUUCAAUACCAAAAACUAGUUCAGCCACUAUUAAUUCAACAACAACAACAACAACUGUAAGUAGUAUUCCAACAAUAAUUGAAAAAAAUUCCGAUUUAAAUUCUAAUAAAGGAAAUUCAUCAUCAAACACUACCGGUAAUAAAAUCCACAAGGAUAAUCAAAAAUCAUUUGCUGUCAUCAUGGCAUGUCCUGUAUGUCUUAGUUAUCAGUGUCAAAAACAAGAAGAUCUCGUUGAACAUCUAUCAAGUGUUCACUGUACUAAUACAAAUGAUAUAAACACUUUAUCAACACAACCAUCAUCAUCUUUAUCUUCUUCUUCAUCAUCAUCAUCAUCAUCAUCAUCAUCGUCGUCGUCAUCGUCAUCAUUAACGGUUGUUGCAAGUUCAAAUGAAAAACAAAAAAUGUUUAGUUGUAAAUUUUGUAAAUUUGAUACGUUGGAUAAAAAUAAAAUAAUUCAACAUGUUCUUCAACAUAAUAUAACUACGACUGCUGCUGUUGUAGCUACUGAAACUCAAGUUAAACCUUCAGCUGGUGGUGAAUCAUUAUCACAAUCGCCAUCAAAUCAAAUACAAUUUACGCCUGUCAACAAUACAAAUAAUGUUAGCAAUAUUAUAAUAAAACCAAUAACAGCAGCAGCAACAACUACAACAACAAUUAAUUGUCCACAUAAUUGUCCUAUUUGUAUAAGUUAUCAAUCGAAUUCAUUAGAUGAUUUAAAUCAACACAUGAGAAUGAAUCAUUAUUCUUGUUUACAGGGUAAUGGUUUAUUACUUUGUUUACAAUGUCCAUUUUUACAGGGUUUUCAGGGCCCAGAAGCGUUAAAGAAACAUAAAGAUACUAGAUAA
Messenger RNA from Cotesia congregata, 3444 nucleotides. The record is from the annotation of a GenBank genome assembly. Lineage: Eukaryota; Metazoa; Arthropoda; Insecta; Hymenoptera; Braconidae.